AUGGUAGAGAGGAGAUGUUAUGACAAAGUGAAUGACAAGGUUCUUCUCAUUUCUGGGAUGCAAUGGGGAGAUGAAGGAAAGGGUAAACUGGUUACCCAUCUUUCGAAGGAUUUUGACCUUGUUGCAAGAUAUAACGGAGGCCAUAAUUCCGGUCAUGAAAUGUAUUUGGAUGGAGUAAAAUAUAAACUACAUUCACUUCCAUGUGGAGUUUUGGUCCCAAAUACAUUAAAUGUAUUGGGAAACGGUGUUGUUGUGCAUUUGGAAAGCCUUUUAAGUGAAAUUGAUGGCCUACUGAAGUUAGGAAUCGAUUUAACAAAUAGGUUAUUCAUCUCCGAAAGAGCACAUUUAGUACUCGAUUUGCACAUCGCUAUUGAUUCACAACUAGAAUCAGAACAAGGAGAAUACUCCACAACAAUAGGAACAACUAAACGUGGUAUUGGACCGACUAACUCAACCAAAUGUAAAAGAACUGGCAUCCAAUUGGGAGAACUGUUAAAUUGGGACAAUUUCGAGAAAUUGUUGACGAAAUUAACUUACAAGCUGAACCAUGAAAAUAAAGUUUUCUCGAACUCAGAUUUGGCAGAUUUACUAAACAAGGAGCUUGAAAUAUACAAAACUAACUUUUCUAAAAUCGCACAUUGCGUUUGUGAUACCUCAUAUAUGAUUCAAAAAUAUAUAAAAGAAGGUAAAAAGGUCUUUUUUGAAGGAGCUAACGGAGCAUUAUUGGACCUUGCUCUAGGAACUUAUCCAUACGUAACAUCUAGUAACACAACAACAAGCGGUGUGUACAAUGGAUUGGGAAUUAGUCCAAGUGUUAAGAUUUUAAAAGUUGGAGUGUUAAAGGCCUACCAAACUAGAAUCGGCCAGGGUCCUUUUCCAACAGAGCUUUUCGAUGAUAAUUAUGUCAAGUUACAAAAGCACGGGUCUGAGGUUGGCGUUACAACCGGCAGAACUCGACGAUGUGGCUGGCUUGACUUAGUCUCAGCAAAGUACGUCCAGGGCUUCUCUGGGUUUGAUGUAAUCAAUCUCACAAAACUGGAUGUACUUUCUCAAUUUGACGAAGUCAAACUUUGCACCAACUACAAGCAUAAAGUUACUGGUACUACUCUUAAAAACUUGCUUCCACCAUUUAGAUAUUUACAUAAUACUAUUUAUAGAGAAUUUUUGGAAGAGGGUCGCUAUCCCAACUGUUGUUAUCAAUUCGAUGAGUACGAACCAGUAUACAAAACAAUGCCCGGUUGGAAAACCGAUAUUUCCGACUUUAAAACCUUUGAACAAUUGCCACAAAACGCACAAAAUUAUGUCCUUUUUAUUGAGGAAUACCUGGGGGUAUUCAUUCACUGGGUUUGCUUAUUUAUCAACAAUAUCACCUUUAGGUGGGAACUGGCAAAGAUGUUAAUAAAAUGA
This is a messenger RNA of Theileria annulata, 1407 nucleotides long. Its product is annotated as adenylosuccinate synthetase, putative. Gene Ontology annotation, molecular function: GTP binding; adenylosuccinate synthase activity. Lineage: Eukaryota; Apicomplexa; Aconoidasida; Piroplasmida; Theileriidae. The transcript has 7 exons. Gene Ontology annotation, cellular component: cytoplasm. Gene Ontology annotation, biological process: 'de novo' AMP biosynthetic process; IMP metabolic process. The coding region runs from base 1 to 1407 and encodes 468 amino acids. The record is from RefSeq and is a predicted model, not a curated record.